Molecule: messenger RNA, 2481 nt
Organism: Pseudophryne corroboree (corroboree frog)
Lineage: Eukaryota; Metazoa; Chordata; Amphibia; Anura; Myobatrachidae
Gene: RND3
Product: Rho family GTPase 3
Exons: 5
Coding region: 81-938 (285 amino acids)
Biological process (GO): small GTPase-mediated signal transduction
Cellular component (GO): cytosol
Molecular function (GO): GTPase activity; protein kinase binding; GTP binding
Source: RefSeq, a predicted model, not a curated record
UGGCAUGAGAAUAGUGCAGGGGGUGGAAGCAUAAAACCAGUCAGGAGUAGUGAAACAAAGCUCAGUCACCUCUCAAUUGGAUGUGUUAUCACAGCUCGGCUGUGGGAGGAUAUCGCAGGGGAAUCGCAGGGAACCAGCUGCAGCUCUUCUCUCUGCACAACUUCUAUUGUAUUCGGCUCGGAGGGAGGAAUAAGUUCACCUCAAUGAAGGAGAGACGAACCAGCCAGAAACUAUCCAGCAAAUCUAUCAUGGAUCCAAACCAGAAUGUUAAAUGUAAAAUCGUGGUGGUGGGAGACAGCCAAUGUGGCAAAACCGCUUUAUUGCAUGUAUUUGCCAAGGACUCCUUCCCAGAGAAUUAUGUCCCCACUGUAUUUGAAAAUUACACUGCCAGUUUUGAAAUUGACACCCAGAGGAUAGAACUGAGUCUAUGGGAUACAUCUGGUUCUCCUUAUUAUGACAACGUCCGUCCACUCUCCUACCCAGAUUCCGAUGCCGUACUAAUAUGUUUUGACAUCAGUCGCCCUGAGACGCUUGAUAGCGUUCUUAAGAAGUGGAAAGGCGAAAUUCAGGAGUUUUGCCCCAAUACUAAAAUGCUGUUGGUUGGCUGCAAGUCUGAUUUACGUACAGACCUCACAACGCUAGUGGAAUUGUCCAAUCACAGACAAACGCCCGUAUCAUACGAUCAGGGUGCAAAUAUGGCCAAGCAGAUAGGAGCAGCCACAUACAUAGAAUGCUCAGCCUUACAGUCUGAGAACAGCGUAAGGGACAUUUUCCACGUGGCCACUCUGGCAUGUGUCAAUAAAUCUAACAAAAAUCUCAAACGGAAUAAAACUCCGAGAACCACAAAAAGAAUUUCACACAUGCCUAGCAGACCAGACCUGACCACAGUAGCCACGGACUUGAGAAAGGACAAAGCCAAGAGCUGCAGUAUAAUGUGAGAGAUAUGAAUGGCAGAAUAAUAUGAAGAUCUGGUGAAUACUCCAUGAAGGGCACUGCCAAAAUGGAAAAUACUGUUGGGAAACCAGAGCUGUUAUGGAUUUUCUUCACAAUCGAUUUGGUAGAUAUGGAUGCAGCAUGCUGACCGUACAGAAGAAGAAAGUUGGAUAUUUCAGUGAACGCUCUUUUUGGAGAAAGAUAUGCCGAAAAAUAAGAAGUGAUUGCAAUGUGUAGACAGAUGGGGCACAAAAAAAAAAAAAUCGGUCUUAAAAUUCCGUUCCCUGACUCUAUCCUUAUUAUUUAGCCAAAAAGUUCAAAGCAAUGUUAAGUACUCACUUUGGCUAUAGUGAGUUUGCUCUCUGGAAAUGACCCUUUGAUCAAAUCAUCCCACGCGUUCUACACAAGAGGACAACAAUGAUCGAUUGUAAUGUUCUACAGAAAUAAGUCUUUCUGAAAGAUCUUCCUGGCUUUCCCCUUUUGUAUAACCUUAUUGCACAUCUACAUAGGCCAGGUAGUCCAUGGUACGUUUUUCAGUGAUCUAGCUUUUUAAUGUGAUAGUUUUUUUUUUCUAUGUUUGGUUUGUUUUUUUUGAAGAUAUGAUUAGCUGGUAUUUUAAACAGGAAAUGAACCAGGCUAUGUAACUCCUUAAACGUUCAGUUUAAUUCCAUCCUUAAGAUGAAAAAAAAAAUGAAGUUUUGAAGGUCCCAGAUAUGUAUCAGUCAGACUCCAAAAUGUCUAUGGAACAUAGCAUAUCAGCAGUGAGUGUCCAAUCUCACAGUCUGCCUUUUUAUUUUUUUUUAUUUUAUUUCCUUCUUCUUUGGAAAAUAUUCUUAUUGUUUACAUAAUAGUAAACUGCGCAUGUGCCGGAACCUUCCAUUGAACUUCUGCCAGCCAUGACCUUUGAGCAUUCUACUAAGAAAGGUUUGAAUACAAGUCCCUUUUUUGCACAGGAUGUAAAUGACCAUAUAUAACACCACAUUCACUUUUUGAAGUUCACUGGGAGGUCUGGUCAUAUAAACAAAAUUUCAGCUAGUACAUAUCUUACCGUCUCUUGCUUGUUGAAUGCAAGCAUUCUCUCCAUUAACGGCUUCGUUAUUUGAAGCAUGUGUCUGUGUUAUGACAAUUUAAACACUUUGUUUCAUGUGUAGACAGCAACUCUGCCACAUCUAUACAACAGCACUAGGCAACCUUUUGGCACAAUUACAGUCGUCUUCUAACAUUUCAGAGAGGAAAGGCCCUCCGCCUCUGCUGGAAUGUCAAAGAACAGAUUCCAUUCCGGUAAUUUGCCACAAGUUCAAAUAUUAUAACCACAGCAGUACGCUUUCAAUAACAGCUAUGUGCUUUGGGCAGUAUUACAACAAAAUAGUUAGCCAAUGCUUUCUCUGUAUUUAAAUAUUGUAUAAACCAGAUACAUUAUAACUGUCUCACAGCUAGACAGUGUUAGUUUUUUCAAUGUCUGUCACCCUUGUAUGUUUGAUUUGUAAAUGUUUCAGCUGUAUUUAUUACAUUUUUCCUUUUUAAAUAAUAAAGGCUCCAUUAAGGUUA